This is a messenger RNA of Dentiscutata heterogama, 194 nucleotides long. The record is from the annotation of a GenBank genome assembly. NCBI's taxonomy places the organism in Eukaryota, Fungi, Glomeromycota, Glomeromycetes, Diversisporales, Gigasporaceae.
CGGUCGCAGGCUCGUAGAGCAAUCUUUUUUGGAAUAAUGUCAGAUUAUUUUAUCGGUUUUCAAAUUCACGCGAUAAACGCCAAUGAGUUUUUCGAAGAAUCAACCUAUCUUUUCUUAAUUUAUGUAUAUUUCGCAAUUUCCACAUUUGUUGCUACGUAUAUAUCCAUGGCUACUUGGGCAUAUACUAGUGAAAG